Messenger RNA from Suillus plorans, 2397 nucleotides. RefSeq lists its product as uncharacterized. Lineage: Eukaryota; Fungi; Basidiomycota; Agaricomycetes; Boletales; Suillaceae. The record is from RefSeq and is a predicted model, not a curated record. The transcript is spliced from 12 exons. Bases 1 to 2397 code for a protein of 798 amino acids.
AUGAUGUGUCGAGAUUGUAUCAUCAAAUGUCAUGCAAGCCAUCCUUUGCACAGAAUAGAUGAAUGGAACAAGAAGUAUUUCCAGUGCACCUCACUGAAAUACCUUGGCUUGCAUGUGCAGCUUGGGCAUAGUCCAGGGGAACAAUGCCUCAAUGCCAAAUCUGCCAGUGGCGAUGGCUUUGUAGUCGUUGAUGUGCAUGGCAUUCACGAGAUUGGACUCGAUUAUUGUGGGUGUGAAAAGGCACAGAUUCAUUAUAUUCAGCUGCUAUGUGCACGUUGGUUUCCAGCUACGUCUUUGGAGCCUCAGACAGCUGCAACCUUCGCUCUUUUGGAGAUGUUCCAUCUGCUGUCUUUUGAGUCGAAGGUUUCAGCAUACGAGUUCUAUCAUAGCUUGGCCCGACGCUCUGACAACAUGGGAAUGACUCCAAUCAAGUGGCGUAACCUCAAGGCUUUCAAACGGGCAGGAAAGAGUCAUGAUCCUGACGGUCUGGAGUCUAUAGACCAGGGGGACUGUGUAGUUUUGUGUCCUGCAUGUCCGCAGCCAGGGAAGAACCUGCCGGAUGACUGGGAGGAUGCACCAAGCAAUAGAAGAUGGCUGUAUGCCCUCUUUCUUGCAAUAGAUGCCAACUUUCGUCUCAAACGGAAAGCUGUAUCAAGUGAUGAGCGUGACCCUAGCUUGAAUGCUGGGUCAGCAUACUUUGUUGAAGGAUGUGAAUACAAGACAUAUCUGGCAGAACGCAUCGCUGUGCCACAAGAGUGGAGUAUGUGUGUUAGCCACAACGCAGUUAACAUGGCCGACACAAAAUCAUCAAGAGGUCUUGCAGCAACAGGUGUUGGAACUGUUGACUGUGCACAGUAUGAGAUGAAGCUUGCACAUGGUGUUGGUGAUCUACAAAAAGGAGAGAAGUACAAGAUUUGGAAUUGUUUGAACUCCAUGCCUCCUAAUCUAUGGUUUGAUCGUGAGAAGAAACAUAUACAAUUUGUUGUCCCAAAAUUCCACCUCAAUGCUCAUAUCCCUGCUUGCCAGACUCGAUUUUCAUUUAACUAUUCAAAAGGUGUGGGUCGCACAGACGGAGAAGCGCCAGAGAGAGGUUGGGCAAAUAUCAACCAGGUAGCUACAAGCACUAAAGAGAUGGGUCCAGGCUCUUGUCGUGAUACAUUAGACGAUAAUUUUAGUGACUGGAAUUGGAAGAAGGUCACAAUGUUUGGUCACACUCUCAUAUGUAAACUGAAGGAUACAGUGAUCUGUGCCAAGUCCUAUGGUGAAGAGCUCACAGAUCUUGAGUGCGGUAUCAAUGAGGUUCAUCUCACCGCCUGGACAUCCGAAGUAGAGGCCUGGGAGGAGGACAAUUCAGAGCUUAAUCCAUUUGAAAGUCGUGUCACAUCAAUGACACAGACUGCAGUCCGACUGCGACUUGCUGAGAAUGAGGCUUGCAACUUAGAGGGCAGUAUCAACACUUCUUUGCACGAUGAAAUAUCACCAUUUCAGCUUAUUUCCUCUGGAUUAGACUUGGAAGAUCAACAGCAUUGGUUUCGUGCAGAUACCGCUGCUCUUGGGGUUCAUGCCACCGAAACCCGAAGAACCAAUUUGUGUGUGCGAGGCAAUACGCUACGGUGCAAGAUCAAGGCAUGGACAGUAGUCCAAGCCCUUUAUAUGCCUGCUGUUGUCUCACUCCAUGCAGCACAUCCAUCGGCGGAUUCAGCCCCAGUUGCAGGUAAUGAUAAGCCUGAGAAUCUCACUCUGUGGCUGCCAUCAGCAUUGCUGCCUGCAUAUCAAUGCAACCAUGCCCUUUGGGUGUUGGAAUGGGAUCUGAGAUUUGCUCAGGCAAAUGAUGCCUUGAAUGAAGUACGCCAGACUAUACGACUCUCCUCCCACCUCAAGACCGUCAAGCGCACCCAUAUAUGUGGCCAACGGGCAUCAACAUGUGCUCGUAGCAUGUUGGAUCUUGCAGAAAUGAAGAAGAUGGCAAGCAAACUCAAGUACAACAAUGCACGUUCAGCACUCCUCACUCUCGGACCAUUGCUGGGCAAGGUGGCUUGGAAGGAGAGUUUACGUGUAUUGCAUUCAGAAGGCACACAAGAUAUUUCGUGGAUCUGGAAGGCACCAGACUGUAUGCCAUCAUCUCAUUCUAUUUUCUCUAACUCACACUAUCAUUCAGGCCUGCACAUUGAAUGGUGCAAGGCACAAGCGCGCACGGCUCGCUGGUCAGAGGGAGUUUUAUCACUUCUUGAAGAAAUGUGCAGGGUGAUCGAGUUUUUCUGGUGGCAGUCACGCUGGUGGAAAGAACGAGGAGGUGUGGUUGUUGUUUCCAGUUCAGCCUACUAUCAGGAGGGAGCUCUCGCCUAUGCAGAACAACAAGUAUGCCUACAGCUGACGAUGGCUAACCACUGCCAAUGA